AUGCCGAAUCACCUAGAUAUCGUUCAACACUCUCUAGUGGCCAUAAUUACCGCAGUGGACUGCAAUAUUCCCGUAAACCAGGCCUUGGACACGGAAAUACGCGAUCUGCAAUGCGAAUUUGAGCGCGAGCGAGAGGAUUACCUGGAGGCUAUUCGCAAGCAGAGUCGCCAAAUUAGCCUCCUUCAGGCAAUUUUGGACCGUACGCAACCGUGCAUUCGGCGGGACAGUAAUUACGCAAAUAUCGACAAAAUCAAGAAGCAAGCAUUCUAUGACGAAGAUACCGGCGAAUGGAUACUGCCUGCGCUCACCGUUGAAAGGACCACACUGCCUCUGGCAUCCACCGCUAACGCAGACGAGUUCGGUGGGCGAGCCGGGCUCCAUCGCUCCAGCACUUCCCUGCACAACUCACCGGGCAAACUGCCAUGUGCGCGAGACUUGACUGUAGAGAAGGAAGAAGAGGCCCGACUUUACGCAAAGCUGGCUAGCCGAGCUCACAACCAUACCAACUACUUUGCCAAUAAGCGGAAGGAACAACUCCUUCUUGAUGCAGCUUUCGUAGGUUCCAACAGAAAACCCUUCCUUCAGAGUCCCGCCAACGGAGACAAAUCACCAAUAGAUGGGCUGGGGAAUAAUCCCAACAGUCAAUGCAUUGAUAGAGACAGUCCACUAAACGGUCAUUUCCCCACCAGAAGGAACCAACCAAAGACUAAGGGCAACUUCUUGAACAAAAACCCCGAACUGGACUUUUGA
Molecule: messenger RNA, 750 nt
Organism: Dibothriocephalus latus
Lineage: Eukaryota; Metazoa; Platyhelminthes; Cestoda; Diphyllobothriidea; Diphyllobothriidae
Source: the annotation of a GenBank genome assembly